UUCUGCUUAAUUCCUUGCAGGGAUAUGUAAGGAGUGAUGUAGCAUACCUGAUGUGAAGUCUAACACAGAUACCUUAGGAAAUUCUGGUGAUUAAAGAUCAUGGCAACCAUAGAGGAACUGGCCCAUCAAAUUUUUGAACAGCAAAUGGGAGAGGUUACACAUUCCCAGGAAGGCGGUACACAAACACUAAUGGAUGGGACACCACAACGAAUACAGAUUGUCCCUGCAGAUUCGGGCCUCUCUUUAUCACAACGCAUACAGAUUGUCACAGAUCAGCAGACGGGCCAGAAGAUUCAGAUUGUUACAUCACUUGAUCAGAGCUCAGCAGGCAAGCAGUUCAUCUUAACAAAUCAUGAUGGCUCUACCCCAAGCAAGGUGAUCCUUGCCAGACAAGAUUCCACUCCAGGAAAAGUUAUCCUAGCAACUCCAGAUGCUGCAGGUGUCAACCAACUGUUUUUUGCAUCCCCUGAUAUAUCUGCACAACACAUCCAGAUAUUAACGGACAACUCCCCCAGUGAACAGGGCCUAAAUAAAGUGUUUGAUCUGUGUGUUGUGUGUGGAGACAAAGCAUCAGGGCGUCAUUAUGGAGCAGUAACCUGUGAGGGAUGCAAAGGGUUCUUUAAGAGGAGUAUACGGAAGAAUUUGGUUUAUUCCUGCCGAGGAACGAAGGACUGCGUCAUCAACAAACACCACCGGAAUCGCUGUCAGUACUGUAGGCUGCAGAGAUGCAUUGCCUUUGGGAUGAAACAAGACUCUGUACAGUGUGAGAGGAAACCAAUUGAAGUGUCAAGAGAAAAAUCUUCCAACUGUGCAGCUUCUACAGAAAAGAUCUACAUUCGGAAAGAUCUUCGUAGUCCAUUAGCUGCAACCCCAACUUUUGUAACAGACAAUGAAACAGCAAGAUCAACGGGUUUACUGGAAUCAGGAAUGUUUGUUAACAUUCAUCCAUCUGCAAUAAAAAGUGAACCUACUGUGCUGAUGACUCCAGAUAAGGUAGAAGCAUGUCAAGGAGAUUUAAGUACACUGGCAAAUGUGGUGACUUCACUAGCAAAUCUCAGUAAAUGUAAAGAUGUGUCACAAAGCAGUACAGAGCUAUCCAUGAUCGAAAAUUUGAGUAAUGGAGAUGCAUCAUUAUCUGAGCUCAAGCAAGAAGAACAAUCUAGUAGUGAUGUUACAAGGGCAUUUGAUACUCUUGCAAAAGCAUUAAAUCCAGGAGAGAGUGCAGCAUGCCAGAACUCUGAAAGUGUUGACACCAGUGCACAGCUGCUUGGUGGAGAAACCAGCAUGAACAUCGUUGAAAUAGAGGGGCCACUUCUCAGUGAUGCACAUGUAGCAUUUAGGCUCACCAUGCCUUCUCCUAUGCCUGAUUAUCUCAAUGUUCACUAUAUCUGCGAGUCUGCCUCCAGGUUGCUUUUCUUGUCCAUGCACUGGGCACGUUCCAUUCCAUCUUUCCAAGCUUUGGGACAGGAUAACAGCAUAUCAUUAGUAAAAGCCUGCUGGAAUGAACUUUUUACGCUUGGUCUAGCACAAUGCUCACAAGUUAUGAAUGUGGCAACGAUCUUAGCUGCUUUUGUUAAUCACCUUCAAGGCAGUUUACAGCAAGAGAAAUUGCCAACAGACAGAGGAAGGCUAGUAAUGGAGCAUGUCUUCAAAUUGCAAGAGUUUUGUAACAGCAUGGUUAAACUGUGUCUAGAUGGAUAUGAAUAUGCAUAUUUGAAAGCAAUUGUCCUCUUCAGUCCUGGGAUACAUUUUCUGAAGACCUGCAGUUUGAUUUUCUGAAGUGUUGCUCUUGCACAUCCAGAUGAGAUAGUUUUUCAUAUAUUAAAAUCCCAACUUCAGUCUAUCUGGGCAUCAGUUCUCACAUUCAGAAUUACAGAAACAUCACCUCUCCCCCACAGAGACAAUGCAUAUAGCAUUUCUGGCAAAUGAGCACCACAAACAUUCACUUAUGUUAUUAUUUCUGUCUUCUAAACAAGUAUUUACCUAAUGUACUCUCAGCAGCAUUACUAGACAGACAUUAGACAGUGGAGAUAAUAUAACUUUAUUUCCCUUCUGGGUGAUUAGUUUACAAUAGGGAGGAAAGAGUCCUCUGGUUAUGGUAGAUACUUACUGGGUAAUUGCAUUGUGUCCCUUAUGCCUGGAUGUAGAAAGUUACAAAAUUAAUUUUCUUACUUGGAAGUUGCAGAAUUAACUUUUCACAAAAGGUAUUUAGAUAUUUUAUCAGCAUCCUGCAGGCCUUAGGUUCAUCAUUCAUAAUUGGGAUUUAAUACAAAGCCAAAUAAAGACUUUUAUCAAAAGAAAAUGUGCAAAUCUCAAGUACUUCCUCUGUCUCCAAGAGUUUUUCACUCUCACAUUUAGAAAGUAAGUCUUUGGUUACUCCAUUUCGCAUUAGAAGGUGUUAAAAGCACCAGCAGCUUCCUUCAUCCUUGUUGCUCUGCCUUUUGAAGAUGUUGAUGUCCUGUAAAAAGGAUUAGAGCAGAUGUUAAAAUGCUUACAGAAUCUUAAUGACCCCUGUCAGUAGUGUAGGACAUGGAGGAGAUCUGGGUAGUUGGUUCUUUAGACUUAUUAGAUCCAAGAAGAACUUUCUUUUUGCAUUCACUUGCAGUUCACCCUUACAUAGAAAAACUAGUUGAGGUGAGAAAAUCUUUUAGAAUUUGGACACUUCUAAAAUGUAAAUUUUAAGCAGGUUUUCUAAUAUAUAGAAUUAGUAUAUUAUGAGGUUCUUGCUUUGCAGUUUCCCUCAGAUUUGCAUGAUAUUUUUUACUAGGUAUAUACUACUAUGUAGUAUCUACCUAGUAAAAGAUAUAUGUAGUAUCUAUCUCGUAAAAGUGGCAGCAUUAUCAGGAAUUCAUGGUAUUCAUCAAAGAGCACAAACAAAACCCUGCAUCUCUUCCAUUGCUACCUAUAUAUAUAAAACUUUAUAUUGCAGUAAUGGAAGACUUCUGAGAUGAAAGACAUUCAUGCAAAUAAAAGGUGGUAUAAGUAGAGUCAGAAUCCUUGAGAAAAGAUGACAAAUAUCCAGAGGGAUUCCUAUUGUGAUAUUUUUUCUAUUGUGGAUCACUAAGGAAAAUCAGAUCCUGGGUGUUUUACUCUAAGACAUAAUCCUGCUGUCAGUCCUUCUGACCAGGAGAGUCUUGCAUGGUUUUAUGUGUUUGCUUGUAUAGCUCACAGUAUCACUGAGACAGUUUCAGUUUCCUGAUAAGCAGGACUCGCCAUUAAACCCACUUGGUUUAAACACAGUACUAAACAUGCUUGAAAAUCUUGGCAGUUUUCCUUUUCUGCUGAGGAUUGAACAGUUGCAAAUACACCAUUAUUACAGAAGAGACAUUCUCUAAGUGGAUGGUAGGAGGGUGUCUGCUGGUUUAAUUUUAAUAAAUAAGACUUGCAGGAGAUACAAUUCUCCUCCAAGUGUUCUUAACGCAAACAAUCCUUUUCAUGGCAUUCCUCUACAAAAACUGGUAGAGGUUAUGUCAAGGAAGAAACAAAAUUAUGGGAGACUACCUCAAGUCCAUUUUUUUGGAAUUAUGUCCACUAGGAUUUAUGAUAGAAUCCUCUAUCAUAAAUAGAGGCCUGUGUGGAAAGGUUCCUUCUUGAGGAACCUUACACUUGCAAAGUAGUAUUUACCUAUUAGUUUAGUCUGAAGUUCAUCUCCUUCCAGUUAUAUUUGACAACACAAAAGGUAGAAGGAAAAAUACCUUGGGAAAAUACUCUAGUUCAGUCACAUGAUUGAGAGAAAUUUUCUUUAGCUGAUGUUUUCAAAUUCACAUUACUAAUGACUAGUUGCUUUAAUGGCAAUGUGUUGUCAGAACUCUUGAUCCUUGAGCCGUAUAACAAAAUCUUUGUACAUGUGAAAGUCAUGCUUGGUACCUUGAACAGAAGGGAUGUCCUGGCAAUGACUCACAGGCCAGAAAUUUAAAAUGGCAUGGGUUUUACUGCUGUACAGCAGGAUGGGGCUGGGCUGUGCAUGCAGCAGAGCCCUAAGGUAAGAACAUCUCCUUUAGUAGGCCCUGGUGAUUCAGCUGUGCCAAGCCAGCUGUUUGAUGGCCACAAGACAGCCUUGGGCAGAGAGAUUAGUACAAAGGGUGUGACAAGAAGACUUGGCAUCUUUCUAAAUGGCUGCAAGUGUACAAGCAGUCUUCUUCAAACUGUUCCAGAAGUUGACUUCUUGCUGUGUUCCUGACAUGGCUCUAAAAGCAGCAGCACAAAGUGAUGCAUUUUGCACAUCAACUCUAACUCUUCAUCUACGUGAUUUGUCAUGCUAGUGACAGUAAAAUUUUUACAUUCAGAUAGAUGGAUAAUAAAAUGACAGACCAUGUAGAGAGUUCAGAAUUACUGCAUAAUAAUUUCCAAGAGUGACUUGGCAGUUAGGUUGAUGUCCUUUCAUUUUAGCAACACUUAUAUUUCAAGUAAGUUCAAGUCACUGCUAAAAAAUAUAAUUAGCACAUUUGAAAUUUUUGCACCAGAUAGGUUUGUAUGUAGCAGACUGUUCUUUCUCAAGUAUGUGAAUUAAAAAAGCAUUUGGACAGUGCUCUCAGGCACACAGUGUGAUUCUUAGAGUGUCAUGUGCAGGCCCAGGAGUUGAACUUGAUACUGAUAGGUCCCUUCUAACUCAGCAUAUUCUAUGGUUCACUACUGUUUUCUACAAGUCUUAGGUAGUUCACAGCUUUUUAUUCUGCUUCUUCCACUGAUCUUAAUUUUAUACUUCACAUUUCACCCAAAUAUUAUUUGUGCAUCCAAUGUUCCAGGAAGUGUCAGUGUGUUGAAACAAUCCAGUGUUUUACUGCUACACAGAGAACAGAGCUAUCAUCAAGAUUAACAUAAACAUUGCAAGCACUGAAUUUAUUUGAACUCUUUCAUAUGUCUGAUUUUAUUAUGGAAAGUUAAGUAAAAUAUAAAUGUAAAGAAAGAAAAAUAUAAGCAGGUAAAGUAGUGUCUACCACUAAAGCUGAAGUUACUGCAGCUACCACUUAAUUAUAUCAGUAUAUUGGCAA
This is a messenger RNA of Passer montanus (Eurasian tree sparrow), 4991 nucleotides long. It is a transcript of the gene NR2C1, whose product is annotated as nuclear receptor subfamily 2 group C member 1. Gene Ontology annotation, molecular function: zinc ion binding; nuclear receptor activity; RNA polymerase II cis-regulatory region sequence-specific DNA binding. Gene Ontology annotation, biological process: negative regulation of transcription by RNA polymerase II; anatomical structure development; cell differentiation. NCBI's taxonomy places the organism in Eukaryota, Metazoa, Chordata, Aves, Passeriformes, Passeridae. The transcript is spliced from 14 exons. The record is from RefSeq and is a predicted model, not a curated record. The coding region runs from base 100 to 1779 and encodes 559 amino acids.